AUGUUCGCAUAUAAAUCUAAUCUCUUUCUUAGGCCAACAAUUGGUGAUGAAUACCCAGCAACUUUGAAUGAAGGAGAUCUGCAAGGCGAAAUACCAUCUGAAGACCAAGCUGAUUCCGAAGAGCAAGUUUACUCUGAUGUUGCCGAAGAGUCCGAAGAUUCUGAUGCAGCUGCAAAGAAGAAGAAGAAAUCCGCCGCCACAUCGUCAAGUUCAAAGAAAGCACCAUCAAAGAAAAAAGAAACCUCAAAAGCAAGGAAAACCGCACCCGAAUCUAAAUCAAAAAAACCAGCGACCAAAAAAGAAAGUUCCUCAGAAGAAGACACUGACGACGAUAAUGAAGAUACAAAAAGGCCCAAGAAAAAGAAAAGAAAGAAUGAUUCAGAUGAAUAUUCCGAAAGCGAUAAUGAUUUAAGGGAAGAACUUCAAGGUCUGGAUACAUCUCUUAUUAUUAAAGGUGGACGACGAACACGAGGAAAUAAGAUAGAUUAUAAACAAUUCGGUCCAGACCCCGAAAGCGAAGACGAAUAG
Molecule: messenger RNA, 528 nt
Organism: Ambispora gerdemannii
Lineage: Eukaryota; Fungi; Glomeromycota; Glomeromycetes; Archaeosporales; Ambisporaceae
Source: the annotation of a GenBank genome assembly